GAAUAACUCAGCACGUACAGAGCUUGCACAGCAGCCUAAAUCACAGCAGCGUAUAUAUCCCAGAGCACAACAUUAAAGUGAAGCUACUUCUUUUCUAUUUGUCUGCUGACCUUCAGCACACUGUUUUCUGAAGCAUAGACUUGCAUUUUUUUGGAUGGAAUCAAGUUAUAAAUUGAGUUUGUCGUAAAAUCAGAGGUUGUAGUCAGCAACAGAUGAAGAAGUGGACUCGUCAAAUGGGUAACCUCUUCUUACUUACAAUCCAUUGACCUUGUCCGUAUAACAGAACACAGAAGGAGAAUCUGUGCUGUUUCCAAAUUAUUUGAGCCAGGAUUUGGAAAAGCUGCUUUGAUUGUCGUCCGGGUCCCUUCCUCAGAGGAAACACAUCCUGUUAAUGUUUGAAUGUGAAGUCGGACUACUGAAUAUUUGUUGCAGCCAGCAACGCCCAAAGACUCACCAACACAGUUAGAAAAACAACAGUUUCCUCCUAACUUUCAGAGUCGUUUUCUUUUUGGUAUCUUAUCAGUAUGUCAGGAUUGUGUCACUCCCAAAGCAUGGAGUCUAUUUCAACAAGAUGCUCAAUUUUUGCUUAACUGUUUAAUGUACAGCAUGGUGCUUUGCUGUGAUUGUUAAUAUUUUGAUUUAAGCUGAAGGCAAUCUCAACAAACAUUACACAAAACUGCCUUGGACAGCAAGUUGAUCUGCUUUUCAACAAACUGACAAAAAGGUGUACAGACCCAGGAGAUCACUCAUUCGCCUCCACCAGCUUUACUCAAAGAUCUUCACUUCGAGCAUCAACAAAACUUCAACAAAAGGGAUGGACCUGCAUGCACGGCAGCUUAUCACCGCUGCGUCUCCAGUCAAGAAGGCGCAAGAGGGCGGAUAAACCACGUUCACUUGCACCCAACUUAAGCACCUAAAGUAUUUUCAAAAUCUGAGACAUCCUUAUUGAGGAUACUGGUCGACACGAGAAUGAAUGCUCAGCUUCUCUAGCAACUCUUAGACAGCUCUAGAUGCUCCUUAAUGUCUAAUUCAUGUGUGAUUUGUGUAGAAAUAAAAAAGCUUCCUUGUGUUCACUUGGCAACUAGAGCUGUCUUGGAGUUGAGGAAAAGCAGCUGGGUAUGACUGUCCAAAAGCUGGUGGCUACUGCUGUAGCAGUGGCUCUUCUGUCUCUGAUUCUCAACAAUGCAGCAGCAUUCACUCCAAACUGGGUGUAUCAGGCCCUGGAGGAUGGAAGAAAGCGCAGUGUAGGAUUGUGGAAGAUGUGUUAUGGGAUCGAUAAAGGCAAAGGGCCAACAAGGCAUGAACAGACUUUGGAGCGUGACUGUGAGAAUUUAAACUGGGGAUCAGAGCAUGCUGGAUUUCAAGAAUCUCGGAACACCGUGAAACUUCAGUUUGACAUGAUGCGAGCCUGUAACCUGAUUGCCACAGUGGCUCUGACUGUUGGCCAGCUCAUCUUCCUCCUCGGACUGAUGGAACUGCCACUCAUUACUCAGGAUUCUCAGUGGUGGGAAGAGGCCAUAGCUGCUCUGUUUCAGCUGUCCAGUUUUGUGUUGGUGAUUGGACUGGUGACAUUCUAUCGAAUUGGUCCUUAUACUCAUCUCUCUUGGUCAUGCUACCUGGACAUUGGAGCUUGUCUCUUCUCAACACUUUCAGCAGCUAUGUUAAUCUGGAACAUAUUACACCGGCGAGAGGACUGCAUGACACCCCGUGUUAUUGUUAUUCGUCACUCAAGGCCCCGUUUUGAAAAUGACUACGUGGAGUCGCCGUGCUGAAGUGAAAUUGAGGACAGAAAAGGAGAGUAUUUGCACGUGUUUGAGAACUGCAGGAUCUCUGCUUGCUCAUGAACUAACUAAAUCUCUGCCCGACAGUCAAAAUAAGGGGAAGGUUGGAUGAGGUAGAUGCACCGCUGGGGAGGGAGAAAGCAAGGGUUGGAAUUUGAAAACAUUAUCAAUUUUGAUUUGGGUCACCAGUACAAUUUCUGAGGAACCAAGCAAAUCAUCGAUUAAAUACACCACAUUAGAAUAUUACAGCAUAGUAUAAACACAGGAGAACUAAUUCAGCACCAGGAGGGAACAAAUGUGCCUCAAGUAUCUGAGGGGCUCCACUAAAUUCAAAGGCACUUCCCGUAAUCCAACUGCAAAUAGCUUAAGAUCCUGACUGGUUGACAAAUUGCUGGCAAGAUGCAGUGUCAAGGACAUUGAGUACCUUGGUGACGAGGGCUUGUCAGUUCUAGGCCAGGACAUUAGGUCGAGCAACAUCGUGAAAAAGGAAUAAUUCUCUUACUUCUCUCCCCCGCCACUAAGUUCAAACACCUGCUCCCAAGUGUCAAGACUUUAUUAUGGAUAACCAGGUAUCAAGAUUGAUAAAUAUUUAAAGGAAUAGUACUCAACAGUUGAACAAUCUAGACUUUAAUUUAAAUCAGCUAAUUAGAUAGGACACAAUAUAUGUAUUCUUUAGCAUUAGAAUGACUAGAACCACAUGUUAUUUGCAUCUGACAUUCGUGAAAUCAGAAUGUAAUCAGACAAAUACAUCAGAUACAUCAGAACAGAAGUAGGCCAUUCAGCCUGUCAAACCUGCCCCACCAUUAAAUACAAGCAUGGCUUGAUUGUUUCAAUGCCUUUUACUCAUACAUUCCCAAAACUCUUGAUGCCAUUGGUAACCAGAAAUUUAUCAAUCAUUUCUACUUUAAACAGACUGAAAUUUCACAGCCCUCUAAGCGUACAGAAUUCCAGAAAUUUAUAACCCUCUGAAUAAAAAGAAUUCCUCCUUAUCUCAGUUCUAAAUUGCAUUCUCCUUAUUUUAAAAUGGUGCCUCCUGGUUCUAGACUAACCAGCCAGGAAAAAAACAUCUUAUCUAGAUCUACUCUGUAUACCCCUUUCAGUAUUUUGUAGGUUUCAAGGAGAGCACCUCUCAUUCAUCAAGCUUCUUGAGAAUAAAGCCCAGUGUUUGCCCAAUGUCUUUUAAUAAGGCAGUCCACCAUCCUGGAACCAAGUGUGGUGAUUCUUUACUCCAGUCUCUCUAUGGCAACAAUAUCAUUCCUGAGGUAAUAUGACCUCAGUUGGCUGGAUGGCAGACUGAUGCCAACAGUGUGGGUUCAAUUCCUGCACCAGUGAGGUUACCAUGAAGGACCCUCCUUAUCAAACUCUUUCCUCACCUAAGGUAUGGUGACUACUAUCAGUUGUCUCUCUCUAAAGACAGCACUAUUGUCCAGUAGGACUAUGGCGACUUUACCUUUAAUAAUAGAUUCUUGCAAUUUCCCUACUACUGGUGUUAAGCUAACAAGUCCUAGUUCCUCAUUUUCUCUCUUGCUCCCUUCUUAAAGAAUGGGAUGACGUUUGCUAGCUUCCAAAUUACAGGAAUCAUUCCAGUAUUUGAACUCUGGAAUGGACAGGCAGACUUACAGAUCAGAAGAUUCAACAAAUUAAAGUAAAAUUUUAACAGCAAUAUUUAACAUGAAUGGCUAUCCUAAAAACAUAACUGGAAUUCAUAGCAGUUGGGUGGAGUUAAAAUGAAGAUGGAUUUAACCAAUGGGUCUUUUUAAGAAAACACUUCCGUAAUUCAGUACUUUCAGUUGCUUUUUCAAAGUGCACUGUCAAUGUAAAAUAUUAAAAUAAAUGGUAAGAGCACUGCUUGAGUUGGAAACUCAUCCUUGCAGUCUUCUAUUGUCCUUUACCAUAGCUAUCUUCAUGUGCAAUCAAUGUUUCUGCACCAUACUGGAGUGGGUUUUCCAGGGAUAGGGGACAUACAGCUGGCCACUGGACAUGUUAGGUGUUGUGAGGUUUUCUAUAUCUGCCUUAGUAAGAUAUUUAUUAUGGUUCUAUUGCACCCCUGGCACAAGUUGAUCUUUAGUUCAGGUUUUGGGUCAGGAAGUAAGGCAGGAAACCUGGUCACGAAAACAGGACAGAGAAGUCACUGUCAGGAUCUUCUGGCUACUUACUGUUGCGCUAAAUGAAGGCUUCCUGCCCAUCCCAGGCCUGAUAUCCCUGAAGGCAAGAGAUUUAACAGGCAAUGGCCUGCCUCUCUCCAGCCCCUCAGUCAGAGAGGUGGGUGGGGGACCAAGUGUUGUCUGUUUUGAAUAUACCAUAUAAAAAUCUGUAGAGAAGUGAGACAAGAGCAUCCCUUCAUACUUUGCUUCUAUGAGAACAGUUGGUCUGAGCAACUCCAAUCUGUAUCUUUGGGAAAGUCCCAUACAUUUCAGGACAACAUAAAAGGGUGGGGAAUUCAAUGUCACAGAAGUCCCUGAUCUUAGCGAUUGGGAAACACAUGUUCCUUUGAGCUUAUUUCAGGACAACCAGGCCCAUUACUCUCAAUAAAUGUGAUCAUAAAAGGUGGACUGAGAAAGCAUAUGCCCAGAUGUGGAAUAUAAUUUUACUGUUUCAGUUCCGUGUUGUUUCAAAUACUGGAAGCAACAUCAGUGGAAUUGUUGCUCUAUUUCCUGCCUGUGAAAUCUGAAAUCAUUGGUUCGGUGGUGAACCUAGAAUCCACAUUCUUAUUGUUACCAAUCUGCUGAAUAAACUACACUCUAGAGUAAGAAAAAGAAAUCACACAAACCAGAUGAAUUCAAUGUGUGUAAUAGUGUUCAUUCACAACUUCAAUUUGAGACCAUCACUACCUGUACCAGACCUAUUAGUUCUAGUACUUCUCAAAUAUUACAUUUUAAAAGUGGUUUGUCCAGGCAUAUGGAUUAAAACAAAAUUUGUAAAUGUAAUUCGGGGUAUUUUGCACAAUUUGAGUGAAUAGAAUGUGAAAUUUUAACAAAAUAACAUCCAUUAUGUCUUACAGUUUGUUACAACACUUCUACAGUAUGCCACUCAACUCAACUGACUGAACACUGAACACUAAUCAAAUUCAUACCAAUGAAUGGUAGGUUGGAGGGUUCAGCUUCAGCUGGAUGCUCGACACACAACAUACAGAUGCUAGCUAUUUAAGCUGCUAAGGUAUUAAAGCAAUAUAUUCAAAAAAGAAGUAUAAGAUUGAAAGCUCAAUACAUAUUUCAGCAAACAGGGCUGUUUUCAAUUGCAGCAAAACUGCUCAAGAUUAACCAAAACACUUGAAAAUAACUCAACAUUCAGUUUUAACUGGGUUAUUCUAAUUCCUAAACUAGUAACAUUUAACUUUUUUUGUAAUGUUCCACUUUGCAGCUGUUUCUUAGUUCCACAUUUUGUACUGCAUAAAAAUACUUUUUAAUUUGUCAGUAGAAGGCACACACAUUUUUACAGAUAUUCUCACACACAAAAUGACACAUAUUAUUAUGAUAUUAUCUCAAGAACAAAAUACCAAUAAUCACUGAAGUUGGUGGUGAUCCACUUUCCAUAAAUAUCUGAGGCCAGAAUAGGAAGAGUUUCAGGAUUUUGACUCAGUAAUUAUAAAUUUGAAACAACAAGUCAGAAUGGUGUGUGAUUUGUAGGGAUAAUUAUCCAGUCACCACCUGUGGGUUGUGCUACAAAUCACAUACCAUUCUAACUUGACUAUGUCUCAACUUCACAACUGCUGGGUCAAAAUCCUGAAACUUUUUCUAACUUGGACUCAGCUGUUUAGAGCAAAUUGAUUACCACGACCACUUUCUCAAAAGCAAUUAAGAAUAGCCAAUAAUUACUGGCCUUGCCAGAGACAUUUGCAUCUCAUAAGUGAAUUUUAAAAAAGAAACAUUAACAUGGAGCAAAAAUAUUGAAAACAACCACAUGGAAGUGCUCUGGCUAUUAUAUAGGAGGUACCAUCCCGGUAACACAUCAGCAGAUACUCAUCUAGCUCCUUUUCACCAAAAAACAAAUCCAACUGAGUCAUGUUUAUAUACACAGUUAAUGUGUGAACUCUUCCAAGCACAGUAUUUGCACACUCUAAAGCUAUACAGUGAGAUAUCUGAUCAACCCAAACCAAACCAGCAUCUACCCAGAGCGCUGUUCUCUGCAAUGAUUACUCUUACUGUUUUGCUAUGUUAACUAAAAACCUAAAUAUAUUGUAGCUAAAUUGUAGAGUGGGGAGAGGCAACAGAGGUCAAGUUGGCUCUUGGGAACUACGUUUAAAUCUAUUAUCAAGUUAAUUGCAUGUACUGGACAAUAAAUGACAUAGAUGUAAGAAUAAAAUUGUAAGUAUAUCUGUUACACAAACUCUGUUAUUUCACAUGCUGAUUUUUUUCAAGUGCAGUUACAGUGUGUUUUGUGCAAUUCUGGUACAGGACAGCUGUUACUGAAGUAUUUAAGAAAGCAGAACACUUUUGGUUGUCAUUGCUGUAACACAUGAGUUUCUCCUGUGCAUUUAAUUUAAAGCCCAAAUAUUUCCUUAAAUAAAAUUCACAUGAUCAAGUUAA
Rhincodon typus (whale shark) is the source of this 6307-nucleotide messenger RNA. It is a transcript of the gene tmem204, whose product is annotated as transmembrane protein 204. The record is from RefSeq and is a predicted model, not a curated record. The transcript is spliced from 4 exons. Bases 1119 to 1772 code for a protein of 217 amino acids. Lineage: Eukaryota; Metazoa; Chordata; Chondrichthyes; Orectolobiformes; Rhincodontidae.